Blepharisma stoltei is the source of this 659-nucleotide messenger RNA. Lineage: Eukaryota; Ciliophora; Heterotrichea; Heterotrichida; Blepharismidae. The record is from the annotation of a GenBank genome assembly.
AUGGACUCAAGUCUGUUCGUUUCUUCAAUAACUGCUGCAGGCCUUUAUAUAUCGAAUACGACUAAUGAUGAAGAAGAAAUAAAUUCCAGCAUAUCUAACUCUUUUGAUGCACUAGAUAAAUGGAUGAACAACUCUAUAAAAGGCACAAGCUUGUCGGAUUCUAGUACAGUCAUUGAUAGUGUCAAUAUUUUUCUCGGGAGCUCUAGAAGUUUAAACGAAAUCACUUUGGUCAAACUGCAUGGCACUCAAGACAGGGGUUUAGAUAAAACCAAAGUUUUAGACCUCAUGCUUAUAUGACAACCCUUCCAAAUUGAUUUGGUUAUGCAAAACCUUUACUCACUCCUGGAAAAGAAUUCAAGCGAUCUUUCAGAAAUAAAUAAAAGUAAUGGCUUUAGAAUUCACCCCGUGAAUUUCCUCAUACAUUUAUGGAUUCAAUUUUUAUACCGUGCAAAAUUUAAUAGAAUUAGCUAAUUUAAUUUAUUAAAUAAUGUUUUAAAACGCAAUUUGUUCAAAAUUCAACAGAAUUAGCUCGAGAUUUAAUUGUAAUAAUUAUUACUUAUAUAUCAUUUUUUUUUCAUACAAACAGAGGGUGGGUUUUUGGCAAAAAAUAGGGAUUUUUCUGAAUGGUUUUGCUCACUCACGAGGGGGGGAGUUAUUAA